Dibothriocephalus latus is the source of this 375-nucleotide messenger RNA. The record is from the annotation of a GenBank genome assembly. NCBI's taxonomy places the organism in Eukaryota, Metazoa, Platyhelminthes, Cestoda, Diphyllobothriidea, Diphyllobothriidae.
CCUCUGUUUAAGACCGUCGGUGGCGUUCCCGUAUCAGAUCUACCGCGGGCGGCAAAAGACGACGCGGAUGACGAGGAGGAGGAGGAGGAGGAGGAAGGUGACGAGAUGACCCUGCCCGUGAGACAACUGAAUGUCGAAAAUGCGCGCCGUCAGCUGAAAACAGUUAUGGACGAGCAGGAUAAGGCUCGUUGGCGAGAGCGUGUUCGUCAGAAACAUCGGCUGGAGCGUCAGAAGGCCAAGGAAGCCAGAAAGACCCAACAGACUGAGCGGGUCUCCGCAACUAAUCCCACCCUCGGCUCCUCCGCUUCUGCCACAGAAUGCACCAUUCAUCCCACCGGGCCUGAAGAUCGCAGCGUGAAGGGUUUCGCCUAUUAA